AUGCCUCCCUGGGUGUACGCCCUCCUGCUGCCCGCGCUGGCGGGGGGUCACAACGAGACGGAGCUGGUGGCCCUGGAGGGCACCUGCCUGGUGGUGUGCGACUCCGACCCCCAGGCUCAGGCCCAGGCCCAGGCCCAGGCCCAGUCCCAGGAGGCCUCAUCCCAGGCCUGGGCCCUGUCCGCCCGCCCGGCCCAGGGGGGAGGAGCGGUCGCCUUCUCCGCCGUCCGCUCCAGUCACCACGAGGCACCCGGAAACCGCAGCCACCCCAUCUACUUCGACAAGGUGCUGGUGAACAUAGGCAGCCAUUUCCAGCGAGAGGCUGGUGCGUUCGUUGCCCCUCGGAGGGGCAUCUACUGUUUCACCUUCCACGUGGUCAAGGUCUACAACAGGCAGACCCUCCAGGUGAGCCUGGUUGUGAACGGGAAGCCGGUGAUAUCGGCGUUUGCUGGUGACCAGGAGGUGACUCGGGAAGGAGCGGCCAAUGGCGGCCUGGUCCACAUGGAGCAGGGAGAGUGGGCCUCGCUGCAGCUGGACAGGGGCAGCCUGAGGGGGGGCUGGAAAUACUCCACGUUCUCCGGCUUCCUGCUGUUCCCGCUCUGA
Molecule: messenger RNA, 600 nt
Organism: Hemiscyllium ocellatum (epaulette shark)
Lineage: Eukaryota; Metazoa; Chordata; Chondrichthyes; Orectolobiformes; Hemiscylliidae
Product: cerebellin-1-like
Exons: 3
Coding region: 1-600 (199 amino acids)
Molecular function (GO): protein binding
Source: RefSeq, a predicted model, not a curated record